Molecule: messenger RNA, 2618 nt
Organism: Dipodomys spectabilis (banner-tailed kangaroo rat)
Lineage: Eukaryota; Metazoa; Chordata; Mammalia; Rodentia; Heteromyidae
Gene: Cdh18
Product: cadherin 18
Exons: 11
Coding region: 242-2614 (790 amino acids)
Biological process (GO): cell morphogenesis; adherens junction organization; homophilic cell-cell adhesion
Cellular component (GO): plasma membrane; catenin complex; adherens junction
Molecular function (GO): cadherin binding; calcium ion binding
Source: RefSeq, a predicted model, not a curated record
UUGGAUUCAUCUGCUGUAAAGUACUGGAAUCAAGAAACUCUACAGCUCUGUUUCUCAAAGUGCUUCAGGAUGUAAAUAUAAUCUGACCUUUCCCCGAUGGGCAGUUAAAUCAUGGACAUACAAAACGAUUUACUUUGGACUGUCCUUUCCAAAGAUGCUGUGGCUCCUCUCUUGAAUGCUCACUAAGCAUUUGUAGCUGACAAGGAAAGAAGGACGCGGUGAACUGGAAAGCUAUCUUAAAAUGAAAAUUACGAGCACAUCUUGCAUCUGUCCAGUCCUAGUGUGUCUCUGUUUUGUGCAGAGGUGUUAUGGAACUUCUCACCACAGCUCCAUCAAAGUGACCAGAAACCAGACCAAACACAUUGAAGGCGAAACAGAAGUCCACCAUCGUCCCAAGAGGGGAUGGGUUUGGAAUCAGUUCUUUGUUUUAGAAGAACAUAUGGGACCAGAUCCUCAAUAUGUUGGAAAGCUGCACUCCAAUUCUGACAAAGGUGACGGCUCUGUCAAGUACAUCCUCACGGGAGAAGGUGCCGGGACAAUAUUCAUCAUUGAUGACACCACGGGUGAUAUCCACUCCACCAAAAGCCUGGACAGAGAACAGAAGACCCACUAUGUGCUUCAUGCCCAGGCUAUUGACAGACGGACCAACAAGCCUCUUGAGCCUGAGUCAGAGUUCAUCAUCAAGGUUCAAGACAUUAAUGACAAUGCUCCAAAGUUCACAGAUGGGCCAUAUAUUGUUACAGUGCCUGAAAUGUCAGAUAUGGGUACCUCUGUUCUACAGGUGGCAGCUACUGACGCGGAUGACCCAACCUAUGGAAACAGUGCCCGCGUGGUGUACAGCAUUCUCCAGGGACAACCUUACUUCUCUGUAGAUCCCAAAACAGGAGUUAUCAGAACUGCCUUACACAACAUGGAUAGAGAAGCCAGAGAGCACUACUCGGUAGUCAUCCAAGCCAAAGACAUGGCGGGACAAGUUGGAGGGCUUUCAGGAUCUACAACUGUCAACAUCACCUUGACCGAUGUCAAUGACAACCCACCCCGUUUCCCUCAGAAACAUUAUCAACUCUAUGUUCCUGAGUCAGCUCAAGUGGGUUCAGCUGUUGGGAAAAUCAAAGCCAACGAUGCGGACACAGGCUCAAAUGCUGAUAUGACAUACUCUAUCAUAAACGGUGAUGGGGUCGGCAUGUUCUCUAUCUCCACGGACAAAGACACUAGGGAAGGAAUUCUUUCCUUAAGGAAGCCCCUCAACUAUGAGAAAAAGAAGUCCUACACCCUGAACAUCGAAGGAGCGAACACACACCUCGACUUCCGCUUUUCUCACUUGGGUCCUUUUAAAGACGCCACGAUGCUGAAGAUCAUAGUUGGCGAUGUGGACGAACCACCGCUCUUUUCCAUGCCUUCUUAUGUCAUGGAGGUCAACGAAAAUGCCAAGGUCGGAACCACUGUGGGCACGGUUUUGGCACAAGAUCCUGACAGUGCUAAUCGUGUAGUAAGAUACUUCAUUGACUACAAUGCAGAAGAGGACAGAUUUUUCAACAUCGAUGCCAAUACUGGAACAAUUAAGACUACAAAGGUUCUGGACAGAGAAGAAACUCCUUGGUACAAUAUCACAGUUUCUGCUUCAGAAAAUGACAAUCCUGCUUUGCUGAGCCAUGUCACAGUGGGUAUUAGAGUGCUGGAUGUCAACGACAAUCCCCCUGUACUUGCCAGGGAAUAUGAUAUUGUUGUCUGUGAAAAUUCUAAGCCUGGCCAGGUCAUUCACACCAUCAGUGCUACUGAUAAAGAUGAUUUUGCCAACGGACCAAGAUUUAACUUCUUUCUUGAUGAACAUCUGCCUGUGAACCCAAACUUCACUCUUAAGGACAAUGAAGAUAACACAGCCAGCAUUCUGACAAGGCGGAGGAGAUUUAGUCGAAGUGUUCAGGAUGUGUAUUAUCUGCCCGUUACGGUCUCUGACGGUGGAAUCCCCUCUCUCAGCAGCAGCAGCACCCUCACCAUCACGGUCUGUGCCUGCGAGAGAGACGGGCGCGUGCGGACCUGCCGUGCAGAAGCCUUCCUGUCGUCGGCUGGCUUGAGCACAGGAGCCCUAAUUGCUAUCCUUCUCUGUGUGCUCAUUCUCCUUGCAAUUGUAGUGCUUUUUAUCACCCUGAGGCGCAGCAAGAAAGAGCCCCUGAUCAUCUCGGAGGAGGACGUGCGGGAGAACGUGGUCACCUACGACGACGAGGGCGGCGGCGAGGAGGACACCGAGGCCUUCGACAUCACGGCCUUGAGGAACCCUUCUGCGGCCGAGGAGCUCAGGUACCGGCGGGACAUCCAGCCCGAGGUGAAGCUGGCUCCCCGGCCCCGGGCACUGUCCACUCCGGACAGCAUCGACGUUCAGGAAUUUCUUAGGCAAAGACUGGCCGAAGCGGACCUGGACCCCAGCGUGCCCCCGUACGACUCCCUGCAGACGUACGCCUACGAGGGGCAGCGGUCAGAGGCUGGCUCCAUCAGCUCCCUGGACUCGGCCACGACGCAAUCCGAUCAGGAUUAUCACUACCUUGGGGACUGGGGGCCCGAAUUUAAGAAGCUAGCAGAACUCUAUGGAGAAAUAGAAUCCGAAAGAACAACUUAGCCGG